Molecule: messenger RNA, 1115 nt
Organism: Pollicipes pollicipes
Lineage: Eukaryota; Metazoa; Arthropoda; Thecostraca; Pollicipedomorpha; Pollicipedidae
Product: partitioning defective 6 homolog gamma-like
Exons: 7
Coding region: 104-1000 (298 amino acids)
Biological process (GO): centrosome cycle
Molecular function (GO): protein binding
Source: RefSeq, a predicted model, not a curated record
AUAACAGUCGGAGUGCUGGCUAAGUAUCGCGGGCGGAGCACUUGGGCUGCUGAAGGCGAGGUAUAGUUGAUUUUUAGGUAGCAACAACUGGAAAGGGUGAAACAUGUCUAAACAUUAUCAAAAGAUGCAGUCUGGGCAUCCUCUUUCUCCACUCAUAGAGGUGAAAUCAAAGUUCGACGCAGAGUUCCGACGCUACAGUAUAGAGCGGGGUAAGAUGAAGCGCUUCGACGAGCUGUACCAGCUGCUGCAGCGGCUCCACUUCCUGGAGGACAUCCCGUUCACGGUCAGCUACACCGACCCCAAGGACGGCUACCUGCUGCCCAUCAACAAUGACGACAACUUCGCCAAGUCGCUGGAGUGCGCCCGGCCGCUGCUCAGGAUCAUCCUGCAGCGAAAAGGGGAGAACAUGUGGGACGUCAGCGGGUCUUCCACCAUGAAGAGGGGCAAGUUCUUGCCGCAGCUGAUCGGCUCGCCGAAGGCCAAGCCGCCCAUCUCCUACCCGGAGGACUUCCGUCAGGUGGCCCAGAUCAUCGACGUGGACAUCGUGCCGGAGCGUUGCCGGCGCGUGCGCCUGCUUAAGCACGGCUCCGAGAAGCCGCUGGGCUUCUACAUCCGGGACGGCACCAGUCUGCGCGUGACGCCCACCGGGCUGGAGAAGGUGCCGGGCAUCUUCAUCUCGCGGCUGGUGCCGGGCGGUCUGGCGGAGAGCACGGGGCUGCUGGCCGUCAACGACGAGGUGCUCGAGGUGAACGGCAUCGAGGUGGCCGGCAAGACACUGGACCAGGUGACUGACAUGAUGGUGGCCAACUCGUCGAACCUGAUCGUGACGGUGAAGCCGGCCAACCAGCGCUACCCGCUGGAGGCGGAGCGGGGCAGCAGCGCGCGCACCUCCCAGCUGAGCCGCGCGUCGGCCCACUCGGCCCACACGUCGCGCAGCUCCGACGACGGCGACGACAUCUCGCUGCUGGCCUCCCGCUCCGACGGCGUGCUCCACCUGUGAGGCGCGCCGCCGCCCGCGGCUGGAGCGGGCCGCCGCUCCGGCGCUCCUGGCUGGUGUCGGGGGAGAUGCGGCGCCACCGAGCGGCGGCGGAGAGGCGUGGCGCCGCUGGGUGACG